Molecule: messenger RNA, 843 nt
Organism: Beta vulgaris subsp. vulgaris (sugar beet)
Lineage: Eukaryota; Viridiplantae; Streptophyta; Magnoliopsida; Caryophyllales; Amaranthaceae
Exons: 1
Coding region: 1-843 (280 amino acids)
Molecular function (GO): nucleic acid binding
Source: RefSeq, a predicted model, not a curated record
AUGAAGUGGGUGUUACAACACAUAUUACCAGCAACAAGGACACAACCACCUAAAUUUGUUGACAUGCAAAAUGUUGUUCACAUAGAUGAGAAAUGGUUUUAUUUAAGUCCAGAUAUGAGAAGGUUUUAUUUGCUUCCUGCUGAAGAUGACCCUUAUAGUUGCUGUCAGUCCAAGAGGUUUAAGAUAAAAGCCAUGUUCAUGUGUGCCACAUCUAGACCUAUUAAGGACAGUGAGGGAAGGAUGAUACAUGAUGGGAAAUUUGGUAUCUACCCUUUUGUUGAGUAUGCAAGAGCUAAGUAUUCAACAAAAAACAGAAGGGCAGGUACUAUGUUGACAAAGGCAAUUGAAAGUGUUACACUACCAGUUAUGAGGGAUAUGAUAGUUAACACUAUCAUACCUGCCAUAAUGAGGAAUUGGCCAGAAGGUGUGUCCAAAGAAAUCUACAUACAACAAGACAAUGCUAGACCUCACAUUCAUGCAUCAGACCCACAAUUUAUUGCAGCAGCAAGUCAGAAUAGAUUCAAUAUCCAACUCAUCAAUCAACCAGCUCAGUCCCCUGACUUAAAUGUGCUAGACUUGGGGUUUUUUAGAGCAAUUCAGGCACUACAAUAUCAAUCAUUUCCUAAGAACCUAGAUGAACUGAUUUUAAGAGUGCAGGACUGUUAUGAUUUCUUUGACCCAGAAGUUUUGAAGUUCACUUGGUUGCAAUUACAAUAUGUUAUGGUAGAAAUACUAAAGUGCAAAGGGGGGAACAAUUUCAAGAAUCCACACCAUGCAAAGAGAAAGUUAGAGAUUGGGAUUACUUCCAGAAAAUGUAACAGUGGACCAAGCUGUGAUAGAUGA